This is a messenger RNA of Cryptomeria japonica (Japanese cedar), 1389 nucleotides long. Its product is annotated as putative UPF0481 protein At3g02645. The transcript has a single exon. Lineage: Eukaryota; Viridiplantae; Streptophyta; Pinopsida; Cupressales; Cupressaceae. The record is from RefSeq and is a predicted model, not a curated record. Bases 1 to 1389 code for a protein of 462 amino acids.
AUGGAUCGAUCAAAGUUGAAAGAAUUGGAGUUGGAUGGAGAUGAGAGCAAAAGGCGAGAGGGCGAAUGGCUGAUUCAAAUAAAACAGGGCAUUCAAGCCAACCAAACCAUUGCCCGCCCUUCAACCGUCUGUAUCUUCACCGUCCCCAAAAUCCUCGUGGACCAGAAGCCCGAUGCUUAUCUUCCUCAGGUGGUCUCCAUUGGGCCCUGCUUCCAUUGCAUUAUAGAUUUCUCCGACAUGGUCGACCAGAAGCAGCGCGCUGUUCAAAGAAUCACCAAGCGCCUCCAUGGAAAAACAGACAUUUAUUCCGUGGUCGCAGAGAUUAAGACAAUGGACGGCCAAAUCAGAGGUAACUACCAGAAAAUCAUCAACUGCGACUCUGAAACUCUAGCGUGGAUGAUGCUUUUAGACGCUUCCUUUCUUUUAGAGCUUCUCAGGACUCUCGCAGGCAAAGAUCAAUCCGAUUCUUCUGGCGGUACAUAUUUCGAACCUCUUUUCGACGAGAGUAGAGUUAAGUCGGUCGGAUUCGCAGUACUGGGGGACAUCGUGAAGUUGGAAAAUCAAAUUCCCCUGCUUGUCCUGAACAAGAUGUUACAACUGGAGGGCAGAUCUGAAAAAGAAGCGAAGGCCAAGCUGUUCGACUUGCUCUUAAACGCCGCUGCUUCGUUUUUCCCGUUCAAAUACCUGCAGAUUUCACGAUUUGAACUCGAUUCCCCCUUCAUUGGUCGGGAACAUUUCUUGGGUUUCUUGCAUGGUUUAAUCCUCUCUUUCUUUUCCGGAGGCCGGAGUUCAUCUCUGCCUAUUGUACAGACCCGGAAUAAUCUCUGUAAUCACGUUUUGCCCUCCGUAUCGAUGUUAAGCAAAGCAGGAGUACACAUUCGCCCCUACACGGGAGACGGUGGCAUGGCUCUGAGAUUUGAUAGGGAAGCCUCUACUCUGUACCUUCCCAUCAUAAUGAUAUCUGAAAAUACUGAAACUGUUUUGAGAAAUCUGAUGGCCAUGGAGGCGUUUCUUCCGUCGGAGUUGCAGGUUGUGUCUUGCUAUGUGGGUUUGAUGGAUAGUUUGAUAUACUCGGAGCAAGACGGGACUACACUGAGGAUGGCAGGGGUGUUUUAUAUCUACGUGGGAAAUGAUGCAAAGGUGGCUGAGUUGUGGGAGAAUCUGUGUAAGGGAAUGGCCAUAUCUUCUCUUGAACCGCUCAUGGCUGUGAAGAAAGAGAUAAUUGAGUGUUACAGGAGCAAAUGGAAGACGGGAUUACUCGAGUUUUUUGUCAACCAUUUUACAAGGCGCUGGCGUACCAUAGUAUCUUUGUUCGCUGCAACUUUUAUUUUUCUCUUCACGUUUGUUCAAACCCUCGCGUCCAUGUAUGGCUUCUACAGGGGUUCGUGA